AUCCUCGUGCAGUCAAGCAAAACCAGACAGCAUGAGCUCGCCGUCGUCCACACUGAAGAAAGUAAAGAGAAGUCCUCUCCCCGGAGCUUGCAGGGUGCCGUUCAGGAAGACGGAAGCUGCAGUUCCACCAGCUAACACGUCUCCUCCUCCAUCUGACUCAGAUCUGCUGGCCUCUAUGGCUGCACGCCUUGCUCAGGCAGAGGCCCAGCUGGUGACGACUCGACAAGAGGUGAGGGAGAAGGAGGGCAGAAUUAGGGAGCUGGAGAGAAGGCUGUCGGCACCCACUCCUCCUCUUCCUCACUCUCAUGGUACUCCUCAUGACAACCAUGAUGAUCUGCUGAGGAAGAAAUGUGACAUCCUCCAGAAACAGAUUCAAGAAAUGGAGGAGUUUCUCAAUGAUUACGGCAUGAUAUGGAUGGGGAGUGAGGGGGUCAGAGGUCACAAGGAAGGGGUGUGGCUACCGGAUUCCUCACUUCCUCGCAAUAUGUUUGCUGUCGACUUUGACCUGAUAGUUAGGAAUGUUGAGUCUCUGAAUGCUCUGGCUGGCGAAGGUUCAACUGCCAUUUCUACCACACCUCGCGGAGCCACGCUCAGAAGAACGGAGAGUGUUCCUCUCACUCUCUAUGCGAACGGACUGGUCAUGUUCCAAGGUCCUUUCAGACCUUUCUCUGAUCCACACACGCAGCAAUGUGUCCAGGAUCUGAUGGACGGCUACUUCCCCUCGGAGCUCCAGUCACAGUUCCCUGACGGCGUCCCGUUCAAACUCACAGACCAGAGACACAUGACUUAUGAACCUCCCAACAGCUGGGGGGCAGGGGUCCACGGGAGUGGGCAGAAACUGGGGGGCCAGGCGCGACCGUCGAAACUCUCCUCUCCACACACUACCUCCAAACUCCCAGGUCUCACACACCCUCACACCCUCACACCUCCCCCACUCCCCUAUUCCAGGUCCGAGGCUGUCGGCAGAUCAGUUCCUGGCUCGUCUCCCUCCCUGCGUGAUCAGAGGAGGUCGUGUCCUCGACAUACGAUCCGAGGUCUCUGCCACUCUCAAAGGCCCUUUCCAACCCUCUUCCUCUUCUUCUGUAACUCUCCUGCAGACACCUGCGCUCGACCAACUCAGAACACGAGUGGGUAGUCCCUCUCUAACGACGCUGAAAGUGAGGUCGGAGUCUGGAGACCACACCUACCUGAUGAAGAUGAAGACUGGGGACACUAUUGGCGACGUCUGGACACACCUUCUCUCUCAGACUCCACCCACUUCCAUCCCAACCAGCCCCGCCUACCAGCUGGUGGGCGGAGUCACUCAUCAGGUGUACUCUGACCUCUCUGCCUCGUUAGCGGAGUGCGGACUUGUGCCAAAUGCCACAUUGUACAUCACCAAGACAGCAAAUGACAAACACAAAUCAUCUCAAAAUACAGACUUCCAGAGAAACUCUAACAUUAGUUGAUAGUUGGAUUAUACAUGAUUUGUGUUUUACAAUCACUGGAUGAUGUGUUUGGAUGACUG
Messenger RNA from Geodia barretti, 1507 nucleotides. The record is from the annotation of a GenBank genome assembly. Lineage: Eukaryota; Metazoa; Porifera; Demospongiae; Tetractinellida; Geodiidae.